AAAACAAUGUCCACCAAACUAAACUUCUUCUUCUUCUUCUUCAUCAUCUUCAUUGUAUCACCACUAACAAUAAUGAACUCAUGCAUGGCAGGAAAGAUAGCAAUAUAUUGGGGCCAAAACGGCAAUGAAGGCACACUAGCAUCAACAUGUGCAACCGGAAACUAUGCAUAUGUGAACCUUGCUUUCCUCUGUUCAUUUGGCAACUUCCAAAAGCCACAACUCAACCUCGCCGGCCACUGUGAUCCUUUCUCCGACGGUUGCACAAAUCUCACUCAAGAAAUCACUUCUUGCCAAGCCUCCGGAGUCAAAAUCCUCAUCUCCAUCGGCGGUGGCGCCACCGCCUACACUCUUGUCUCCGUCGCCGACGCUCGCUACCUCGCCGACUAUAUUUGGAAUAACUUCCUCGGCGGUCAUUCUUCGGCUCGCCCUUUGGGCGAUGCAGUGCUCGACGGUGUGGACUUUGACAUCGAAGGUGGCAGCCCUGAUUAUUAUGGUGAUCUAGCUAGAUUUUUGAAAGAUUACCAGAAUAAUAAUGAAAUUGAAGGGAAAAGAAGGCAAGUGUACUUGUCAGCUGCACCACAAUGUCCAUACCCGGACCAGUGGAUUGGGAAAGGGUUGGAGACAGGGUUGUUUGAUUAUGUUUGGGUGCAGUUCUAUAAUAACCCACCAUGUCAGUAUCAGUCUGGUGAUGUUACUAAUCUUGAUGAUGCUUGGAAGCAGUGGACGGUGGGGAUCACUGCAAAGAAUGUAUUUCUUGGAUUGCCGGCGGCGCCGGAGGCUGCCGGAAGUGGGUUUAUUCCGGUGGAGGAUUUGAGUUCAAAGGUGUUGCCAAUGUUGAAAGGGAGUGAGAAGUAUGGAGGGGUGAUGCUUUGGUCUAAAUAUUAUGAUGAUCAGACUGGGUAUAGUUCUGUUAUCAAGAAUUAUGUUUGAUUUUUGUGUCUGUGUUUUGUGGCUUUACUUUUCAUGUGUCUGUUUUUGUGCUUGUUUGGUUUAUUGUAUAAAAGUUUUUUUUUUAAAAACAAAUGUGGAUAAGUCAUAUCUCAGGUGCAAAACAUGAGCAGGCACAUACUUGUAUGUAAACGGAGGUCGAGACACAAAUACAUUAUACGAAGAACAUGUUACCAAUAGAAGAACAUGUUACCAAUAGACUAAAUGCGGACAAGACAGAUUUGUAUACAAAUUAAAAUUCAAACUGAAUUUCUCAGUGAGACACGAACAGACUGAUACAAUAAACCAAACGAUAAUUAAUGUAUAAUUUUUUUUUUUUGAGUACACUAAAAAUCCUAAAAAAUUAAAUCUUUCGCGUGUUUUCGAGUCAUAUUUAUGACUCAAACUCGGGCAACCCAAAACAUCUACACAUCUAUACUUCGGCCAACCGAUGGUGUAUUUUAAUAAUAAUAAUAAUAAUAAUAAAAUUA
Dioscorea cayenensis subsp. rotundata (Guinea yam) is the source of this 1418-nucleotide messenger RNA. Its product is annotated as acidic endochitinase-like. Gene Ontology annotation, cellular component: extracellular region. Gene Ontology annotation, biological process: carbohydrate metabolic process. The transcript is spliced from 2 exons. Gene Ontology annotation, molecular function: chitinase activity. Bases 7 to 930 code for a protein of 307 amino acids. NCBI's taxonomy places the organism in Eukaryota, Viridiplantae, Streptophyta, Magnoliopsida, Dioscoreales, Dioscoreaceae. The record is from RefSeq and is a predicted model, not a curated record.